This is a messenger RNA of Musa acuminata subsp. malaccensis (wild Malaysian banana), 1148 nucleotides long. The record is from RefSeq and is a predicted model, not a curated record. Lineage: Eukaryota; Viridiplantae; Streptophyta; Magnoliopsida; Zingiberales; Musaceae.
AUGGGAGGCUACAUCAACUCGAGCCAAAGUAGUGGUACUAUCAGAUCCCUCAGUGUACACCACACCUACACACGAACAAAUUCUCUUGUUUAUCAGGGUCAUUCUUCGGCGGCAUGCAUUGACAUGUUCAACCCGGACCACCCGAGCCUCUGCGGCGGCGGCGGCCCACCCGCUCCGCCGAUAAGCCCUCGCAUCUCUUUCUCUUGUGACUUUGUGGUGGAGAGGCCAACCGCGCGCGUUCCCGGUCCCCCGCCUGACCCCAACUUCGAGUUCGCUGUCGGCAGCCACCCGAUGAUCGCGGCCGACCAGCUCUUCUUCGAGGGCAGGCUUCUUCCUUUCAAGGACAACUGCCCUUCUGGUUCCCGCAGGAGCGUCACCACGCUCCGUGACGAGCUCCGCGCCGCCGGCGAGGGCGGCGGGCAGCAGCGGGAGCGGCCGUCGAAGGGCCCCAUCAAGUGGAAGGAGCUUCUCGGGCUCAAGAAGCCACGUGGCUCCGCGGCGAAGAAGAUCGAUAAAAGCGAGGGUCCUUCUGGAGCUGCGGAUGACCAUCUCGGAAAGUCUAUGCAGGUCGGUGGCAAUAUUUUCUGAACGAGGAACCACAUUGCUUCGCUCUGUUUAUGUACCUUCUUCUAUAUCCUACGCUAUGCUUCCUCUCCUGAGACUUUUAGGCUAUCUUCCUGUCAUCUCGUCCUUGUUAGGGUUUUGCUGCAUGUAGACGCAAAAGACACUGUUGGCAGUAGCAGCUAACUAGUCAAUACCCUCGCAAAGAUCACAAACACUGAUGGGACUUGGUCAUCUCUCUUUUGUUUCUUUUAGGGGCUAUGAAAACUAGAGGAAAACCUGAUCUUAAUGCUGCAACGGCAACAGUCCACUUAAGCCAGUGGGAGAAGUAGCAAUGCUUUCUCUCCAUCUUCGUGCUGAUUCUUUGUUGUUCCUUAGGGUGGAGUUGGAUAGACACUCCUAGCAGAAGCCGGUUGGAAAGGCUAUGGUGGUGGUGUUUGUGAGAAGGAAGUCUGUUGAUGGUAUUAACUCGCUCAUUAAUCUGUAUAUUGUGGAAGGAAACAUAUGCAUUGUUUUAGAGCCAGGGAUGUAUGUAUCAGAUGAGCUGUCUCUUCUCUUCUUCUGUAUAAAUGUCUGUGGCUAGCAAA